This is a messenger RNA of Hydractinia symbiolongicarpus, 1029 nucleotides long. RefSeq lists its product as uncharacterized. NCBI's taxonomy places the organism in Eukaryota, Metazoa, Cnidaria, Hydrozoa, Anthoathecata, Hydractiniidae. Gene Ontology annotation, molecular function: zinc ion binding. The coding region runs from base 1 to 1029 and encodes 342 amino acids. The record is from RefSeq and is a predicted model, not a curated record. The transcript has a single exon.
AUGGAUUACGAUUUAAUAUCAAAAAUGUCUGUCGAAGAGUUGAAGAACUACUUGAGAGUUAGAAAUUUAAGGAUAAGUGGAAGAAAGGAAGAACUAAUUGCUCGAGUGUUUUCAGCAGCUGAGAACUUCGUCCAGCCUGUGAAAACUGCUCAAGAAGUAGAGAGUAAUUUAAAAGAGGAGUAUCAGAAGAAGCUGAAAAUAAACGAUAGAACACUUCCAGAUCCUUUUAAAAUACCUCACGGUUGGAUGGAUGAGCAAGAAGGAAUAAAGUUUUGGCCCAUGGUGUUGUAUCCUGACAUCUUUAGCUACCUUAUGUUUUAUCCAUCAGAACUAGGUUGUUCAGAUUUAAAUGACUACAAAAACUCAAAGGCAUAUAGCUAUUAUAAAUCUGGAUGGCUUCAACCUCUCGCCUAUCAUGAUUUAUCGGGAAGUAAUUUUUGCAUUUUUAAAGGUACAUGCAGAAAGUCGCAAGCGAUUAACGAUCCUUUCCAUAAACUAUGGUUAAUUCUGGAAAAAAGUGGUAAGAUAAUGUCGUGCCAUUGUACAUGCAUGGCUGGAAUGAGCCAGACAUGUAAUCAUGUUGCGGCUGCUUUAUAUCGCAUUGAAGCUGCUGUCAGAAUUGGACUUACAAAUACAGCUUGUACAAGCACCGCUAACGAGUGGCUUCCUAACAGAAAGCAAGUAGCUCCAACUAAAAUUAAAGACUUGAAUUUUAGCAGAGAUAACUUUUCAGACAGAGGAAAGAGAAAGCGCCCUUUAGUAUCGACACCUAAAAAGAACUUUGAUCCUCUUCAACAUUGUGGCGAGAAAUUACUUUCUCUUAACGAAAUAGCAGACGAAUUAAAAGAAAUUAUUCCUGAAAGUAUUUUAUUUACUGCUGUACCAAAACCAGAAAUUGACUUUGUUAAAGAGUGUUUAAGUAUUUCUGAUGUAACUCAACCAUCAGACAUAUACAGUAUAAGUGACAUACUUGCAAUGUCAAAAACAAAAACUGAAUUUGAAUGCAAUCUAGUGGCAAUCUAUAUGUAA